AUGGCUUGUUGGUCUCCUGAAAAUGCUACCAGAGCUUAUCUACAAUCUCUCAAAAUGGGUAAAAGAGGCAAGGAGCCUGAUGUUACCGAGUUCAUAUCAGCUCUUGCAGCUGGAAAUAAUGCACAGCUCAUGGUGAUGGUAAGCUCAAGCUUUGUUGCAUCUACUGCACUAGCUUUAGUUGCAGCAGCACAUCAAACUGGGGGUCGCGUUGUGUGUAUUAUUUUAAAUGGACUUGACGCCGUUAAUUCUUCCAAAGAUGUACUCGGCUCUUACGCAAAUUCCAUUGAAUUUGUUGCCGGGGACGCACAAAACCUGCUGAUAAACCAGUACAAAGGUGCAGAUUUUGUGCUUAUUGAUUGCAAUAUUGAUAUUCAUAAAGGGAUAUUUAGAGCCGCACAGGAGAGUACAAAGCAGGGAGGGGGAGUUAUGAUUGUAGGAUACAAUGCCCAGCAUAAAGGUUCGUGGAGUGAAUUCAAUACUCAGUUUUUACCCAUUGGAGAUGGUCUGCUUGUGACCAGAUUAACUGCAUAUCAGAAGGUUGGUGAUGGCGAUGGCAAUGGCGAUGGAGUGGUUAAAGGAAGAAGAAGGAGUCGUUGGGUUGUUACGGUUGAUGAAUGCACAGGCGAGGAGCAUGUUUUUAGGAUCACCUCAACCCAUCAAAGAGUAAUCCAAGCUUAA
This is a messenger RNA of Mangifera indica (mango), 678 nucleotides long. RefSeq lists its product as uncharacterized. The transcript is spliced from 2 exons. Bases 1 to 678 code for a protein of 225 amino acids. Lineage: Eukaryota; Viridiplantae; Streptophyta; Magnoliopsida; Sapindales; Anacardiaceae. The record is from RefSeq and is a predicted model, not a curated record.